AUGCCAAAAGGACGAAAAUCUCGAGUGGAUAUGCAAUCUGCACCAUCUGUGGAAUCAAAUGUUUCACAAAAUAAUCCAUCAACAAAUCAAAUUACAGCUUCUUCACGCUCACAGAGCGAAUUUCCUACACCAGCAGAAGCAAUGGCUGAUCUUUCAUUACAAUCGACUGAACAUAAAGCAGAAAAAAUUGGUCGUUCUCAAACCGAACAUCCAACAAAGCGACGAUAUGGUGUGUACUCUGUUGUACCUGAUUCGGCUGUAUUGAUGCCUAUUCGUCGUCCUGAUGCUCAUGGCACUGCUGGCAAAGCUAUAGAAGUCUAUACGAAUCACUUUCCAGUGUCUAUUGACACUGCGAUCAUCAAUCAAUACGAUAUCGAAGUAGUAAUGAUUCGUGAUGGACGACGACCAUGUCCAGCAAAGAAAAAUGAACGUUGGGAAGUACUUCAAGUACUUAGUAAAAAAGAAAAGGAUUUUCCUAUUGUUUGGUAUGAUGAAGGAAAAAAUUUAUAUACCAGAGAAUUGUUGACUGAUUUUACACAACCUCGUCGAGUUAAAUUAACAAUUAAUAAUGAAGAGAAAAUCUUUGAGUUUAAAGUACUUAAUCUUGUUCGACAAGAAAAAAUCGGAAAUAUUUUCGAUUUUAUCAAUGGAAAAACCACAAUACGACCACGUGACCCUAUACGAAUUAUAGAAACUUUGUUUAAACAACGUGUUCAUGAUCAAUAUAUUUGUAUAAGAAAUAAAUACUAUGAUCGACGUCAACAACUGCUUGAUCUUGGCGAUGGACGUGGCUUAGCUAGUGGCUUUCAUCAAGCACUUUGUUUGACUCGUGGUGGUCCUACAAUUAAUGUCAAUUUGGCAUUUACAUGUUUCUAUCAACCAAUAAAUUUUGUUGAUUUUGCUUGUCGAUAUCUACGUCAAGACAUUAGACAGGGAAUUGUAGAAUGGGAACGUGCUAUGAGACCAUUAGACAGCGUACAGCAACGUUUAGUAGCACAAAAAGCCAUUGUUAAACCUGAACAACGCUACAAUGAAAUCAUGGAUAUUAUAAAUAAACGCAAUUUUAAUGGAGAUUCUUAUUUAAAAGCACUUAAUAUUCAAGUUAAAACUGAAGAUAUGUUGAAAAUACAAGCUCGUAUUUUACCUCCACCCCAAAUAAAAUAUCGAGCACAAAAUAAUCAAGAAGUUGUUGAGCAUGUUGCAUUUGGGAAAUGGAAAAUUCGAAAUCAAUUUCGUUCAACAUCGGUGAUCAAUAAAUGGGGUAUGAUUUAUUUUGGCUCGAAACCUGACAACAAUAUAAUCGGAAUUCUAAAAAAUUUCGAGAAACAAUUACCAUCGUUACUAAUGAGAUACGGUAUUGGAAUCAAUUCAAAUCCGUUGACCAUAGCUAAGCCAAGUCGCAAAGAUGACAUUGACCAAACAUUCACACAAGUUAAGAGUCAAGAUUGGCAAUUGGCGAUUGUCAUCUUAAAUGACACGGUACCGGAAGUUUAUAAUUAUGUUAAAAAAUUAGGAAAUCAAAAAAUUGGUUUAAUAACUCAAUGUGCUAGUUUUCAAGCUAUACAAAGAAAUUCCGAAAAACUUCAUAUGUAUGUAGAAAAUUUAAGUCAAAAAUUGAAUGCUAAGAUCGGUGGCAUCAAUGGUAUCGUUAAUCUAAAAGCUGCUCUUAAUCAAGCAUCGAAUAAUGAUCGUUUCAUGUUUUUCGGUGUUGAUGUAACUCACACAACUUCAUCGAAAGAAAGACCAUCGAUUGCGGCCAUUGUUGGAUCAUGUGAUCCAACAUGUAGCCGUUAUGCAGUUCGUCUUUGUGAACAAUAUUCAAAGAAAGAGCGUUGUUCAAUUGAAAUUAUUAAAGAGAUGGAUAAGAUGGUCAUCGAUUUACUUCGUAUUUAUGCUCGUUCAUGUGGUAACACACUACCAAAUCGAAUCGUCUUUUAUCGCGAUGGUGUCGAUGACGGACAGUUUCAAAAAGUAUUAGAUAAUGAAGUUAAAAAAAUCAAAGAUGCUUGCCGAGUUGUAUAUGGACAGAACCCACUGCCUCGAUUAACCUUUAUUAUUGUUAAGAAACGACAUAAUACACGUUUCUUUACUUACGAUGGUCAACGAACAGACAAUGUUGAAGCGGGUACUGUUAUUGAUGUUGAUAUAACACACCCAUCUGAAUUUGAUUUUUACUUAUGUUCACAAGCUGCUAUAAUGGGAACAUCACGUCCAGCACUGUAUCAUGUACUUCAUGAUGAAAAUGAAUUUAGUAGUAACGAUAUUCAACAAUUAACAUACUGGCUCUGUCAUACUGAUGCUCGAUGUUCGAAGUCAGUUUCCAUUCCAGCUCCAGUACAUUAUGCUCAUUUAGCUGCAUAUGCUUCCCAUGUAUACGAAUUCGACCAUGAUGGUGAUGAAAUCCUGGAAAAUGAGGACAAUCAAAAUGUACCGGAACCCAUCUCACUUGAAGAUAUACGAACAAACGUGAUGAUACUGAAUAACAAUAUACAGGAUACGAUGUGGUUCGUUUAA
Molecule: messenger RNA, 2514 nt
Organism: Rotaria sp. Silwood1
Lineage: Eukaryota; Metazoa; Rotifera; Eurotatoria; Philodinida; Philodinidae
Source: the annotation of a GenBank genome assembly